Molecule: messenger RNA, 2284 nt
Organism: Klebsormidium nitens
Lineage: Eukaryota; Viridiplantae; Streptophyta; Klebsormidiophyceae; Klebsormidiales; Klebsormidiaceae
Source: the annotation of a GenBank genome assembly
AUGCCCUUGACGUCGAUACGGGACAACGGGGCGGAAGCCUUCGAGCGAUUGCUGGCAGAGCACGGCCCUUUGCCCGACGACACCCCCUGGGAGUGGUCGGGGAAGCGGCCUGGGAAACACUUUCUCUUCUCUUUGUCGCAAACAAAGGCCGCUGGCUUGCUGAGUGGCGCCGGAAGAACGGGUCUGAUCUACAAUGGCCAAAAGGGUUGGCCCGACAUGCGCGGCGAGGGGGGUAUGCUCUUCGUGAGCCCCAGCAGCUACAAGGGCUUGGACGGCACGGUCCGGCGGUACGAGUGGGUGCAGGAGAUCGCCCCAGAACGCUCCAACCUCCGGGCCAUGCCGGAGUGGCUGAUCGAGAUCGUCAAUGCAAGCGGCGCGCCUCCAGCUGCAUCGAGACCGGCAUUUGGGCCCCCAGCUCGACCAACUGACGACUCCGGUGUGGACGAGAUCGAGCUGCCCCCUCCGCCAGCUGUUCUGGAGCGCAUUCAGAAAAGCCUCGCGGCCGCUGGAGACUCCAACUCAUGCUUUGACAAGCUCAAGAGGUCUUCUGGGGGCGACAUGUACGUGUUCCGCGUCAAUGGCGCACGCGUGUGUCCGUACGAGGCCAAUCACAGCGGCUCCAACAACUUUUGCGUCCUCGUGCGGGGUCGCAACCUCCUCUACAAGUGCAACAGCCCAGAAUGUUGUGACAUUCACCCGCCGCGCAAGAUCGUUGAGCUCACGGCAAAAGAGAGCAUGAUGGGGGGCGAGACAGCCCCAGUUUCUGAGGACGACCCGACCGUGUACAAGGAGCUGACGAAGCCAUUCGUGGACUACUGGGCGUUCAGAGGUGACAUGGGCGGCAGUCGGAUCGUCGCACAGAUGUACUCGAGGUGCCACAGGAUCUGGAACGACGGGAAGACUUGGUGGAUGUGGGAUGGGAAGCGUUUCAAGCAGGCUCCUGUCGAGAGGGUCAAACAUCCUCAACGUCCAAACGGGGUCAUAAACCUGCGCACCGGCGAGCUGGACAUCCACAGGCCGGAGUACCUGUGCACGAAGCUGGCUGACAUCAACUACAAGGGGCUACAUCACCCGACGCCCAUCCUCAAGGGCUUCCUGGACGACAUCUUCAACGGGGACCGAGCGUUGAUCGACUUCAUGCAGAGGCUCUGGGGUUAUGCCAUCAACGGACGUACCUCGGAGGAGAUCAUUGUGUUAUUACUCGGAAGCGGCGGGAAUGGCAAAGGAGUAUGCAAGCAGAUGCUGGAGACCACGCUGGGCGAUUACUACGGCGUCAUGUCCAAGGACGCCGUGGUCAAGGCCCCCGGACAACACCCGCCGUCCAAGGGCGCCGCCACGGGCUACCUCGCCGAGCUCCAGGGGAAGCGGGUGGCCGUGACGGACGAGACGAGCCCGGGCGAGCGCGUUGACCUAGGGAACGUGCUCAUGAUGACCGGCGGGGGCAAGGUCUCCUCCCGGCUCCUCUACCAAAACAACGUCUCCUUCCGCUUCACCCACACGCCCUUCAUCCAGACCAACUACGACCCCGAAAUCCCCCCGACCCUAGCCAAGCAGCCAAACAUCGACCGCCGCCUCAUCGUGGUCCGCUUCCCAAACGAGUACGUGACCGAGAACAAGUUUGACGAGACCAACCCAAACCACAGGCACGUGGACAUUGGGUUGAAGGACCGGAUGGAGAGUCAGGCGGUCCGCGAGGAGUUCCUUACGUUCCUCGUCCAGGGAAGUCGGGCCUGGUACGAGGACCCCACGGUCUUGCGCACGCAUCCGCCGGCCGUCCAGGCGGCCUCGAUGGCAUGGCUGGGGCGCGGAGACAAGCUGCAGAUCUUCCUGCAGUCGGAGCACUGCGUGCACGACCUGCCGGAGACGCCCGACAAUGCCAAGACCGUCACAUGGGAGGACGAGUUCUGGACGCAGUUCCAGAGAUUCACGGGGGUCAAGAUUGCCAAGGAGGAGUUGGCUAGGCAGAUGCGAGAGAAGGGUUUGGCGAGAACGAAGCGAGCCGGCCGUUAUGACGGGUCAUCCCAGCGGAGCUCAUGCUACGUAGGCUUCAAGUGCGAGUAUGAUUGACGAUCUGCGCCCGCCCUUAGAGCCAAUUACCGUCUUUCUUUUGGCCUUGCUUGAAUUGGUAGAGCACAGGUUCUGAGAUGUACAUAUUGCCCUCCUUUUUAGAGAAAGCUUAGAUGCCCUAGGUGUGACUUGUAGUAACACCCUCACUUUGGUAUUUAUUUUGUAUGCCUUUGGGAAGAACCUUACCAACCCUGCGGAUGUACCAAUGUACAUUGAC